AUGUCCGCGAUCUCAGACAGCGACAGCGAAACGGAGGUUGUGUCGCGAAACCUUUGCGGAGUUGUAGAUAUUGGUUCGAAUGGUAUUCGUUUUAGUAUUUCGUCAAAGGCUUCGCACCAUGCGAGAAUAAUGCCCUGCGUGUUCAAGGACCGAAUUAACAUCUCACUUUUUGAAGUGCAAUACGCUGCCAAUUCUUUGGAAAAAGGGCCCAUCCCUGAAGACACAAUCAAAGAGGUGAGCGCCGCAAUGAAGAGGUUUAAACUGAUAUGCGAUGAUUUCGGGGUACCGGAAACAGGCGUUCGGGUAGUUGCCACCGAGGCAACCAGAGAGGCUAUCAACUCUAAUCAAUUCAUCAAUGCGGUGUUUGAAUCCACUGAAUGGGACGUCGAACUUCUAAACAAAGAGGAAGAAGGGAAAAUUGGCGCCUAUGGAGUCAUAUCUUCAUUCAAUUCGGUCUCGGGGCUUUACAUGGAUUUAGGCGGUGGGAGCACUCAGAUUUCAUGGAUUAGGUGCGUCGACGGGGAAAUCAAAAUGUCUGAGACUCCUGUUUCACUCCCAUACGGUGCUGGUGCUUUGUCAAGAAGAAUGAAACAUGAAGAUAAAAGAGAUUUGUUUCUUGAAAUCAAGAAGGCCUACGCAGACGCAGUAUCUAAGAUACGGAUGCCGCAAGAAAUGAUGGAAGAGGCCGAAUCUAAAGGGGGCUUUGACCUGUUUACAUGUGGUGGAGGUUUGAGAGGUAUGGGCCACUUGUUGCUGUCAAAGAUUAAAGAAUAUCCUAUCCAAACAAUCAUCAACGGAUUCUCUUGCUCUUUUGAGGAAUUUUCAAGUAUGGCAGACUACUUGUUCCUAAAGGGAUGUGUUCCAAAGUCCAAGAAAAUCUUCAAGGUAUCCGAGAGAAGAGCAUUACAGCUACCCGCUGUGGGUCUGCUGAUGAGCGCUGCGUUCGAGUCCCUCCCAUCUGUUAAAACAGUCCAUUUCAGCGAAGGUGGUGUAAGGGAAGGUACCCUGUACUCGAUUCUACCACGUGAGAUCAGAGCUCAAGACCCGUUGCACGUUGCAACAAGACCAUACGCGCCACUGCUGGCUCCCAAAUAUCUUGAGCUAUUGAGAGCCGCCAUACCAGAAAAGGACGUGCCCAAAAUUGUCUAUGCAAGAAUUGCACCCGCCUUGUGCAACUUGGCGUUCGUGCACGCGUCAUAUCCGAAAGAACUACAGCCCACGGCCGCUUUGCACGUGGCAACUACAGGUAUAAUUGCCGGAUGUCACGGUCUCUCUCAUCGAGCAAGAGCGUUGAUAGGAAUUGCUCUUUGCAAUAGAUGGGGAGGCGAUAUUCCAGAACAAGAAAUGGAGCACAAGAAGUUGCUGGAAGACGUGGUUCUACGAGACGGGAACAAGGUAGAAAGAGAAAGAAUUGUAUGGUGGACGCAAUAUAUUGGAACAAUCAUGUUUGUGAUAUGCGGUGUUCAUCCGGGAGGAAAUAUUCGUGAUGGGUUGUUCAACUUCAAUAUUGAGCAGAAAGAAAACGUGGAUAAGGAUCUACAAAGUCUGAGUCUUGAUGAAAGGAUAGCGUCGGGAACGUCCAAGCGCAGAGAAUUCGAGGUCAUUGUCCGCAUUAGCAAAGACGAUCUCAAGACAAGUGCUUCCGUUAGAGCCAGGAUUAUUACUCUACAGAAGAAAAUCAGGAAACUCUCGCGCGGUAGCUCCGAAAAGGUCAAGAUUGGCGUACAGUUCUACGAGGAUACAUGA
Lachancea meyersii CBS 8951 is the source of this 1746-nucleotide messenger RNA. The record is from the annotation of a GenBank genome assembly. NCBI's taxonomy places the organism in Eukaryota, Fungi, Ascomycota, Saccharomycetes, Saccharomycetales, Saccharomycetaceae.